CAGUGCAUUCGCGCUAGUGGUGUAUUUUUCGAUAAAAUUGUUUAAAUUUAUGUGUAUUUCCUGUAAAAUUGUGUAAAAUAGCGCCCCAAACUGUAAUUAGUUGUCUUAGUUCAUAGUGAAGCAUUCGGGAAGUUAUGUGCUGCAAGUGUUUCGGUUGUUUGCAAUAGCCAAACAUUGGGGCCGCUAACAUUCUACGUCAACAAGCGCAGUUUCCAAGUGAUUACACGUACAUAUAAUAUGGUGAUAAUAAGUUCCUGAAAUAGCCACUCGCCUUUAUCAGUAGUGUUCGAAAAGAGAUUUCGACCAUUUUACUUCAAGAUGCAGAUUCAUGCAGUUAGUUCCACGCCGACGGUCAACGGUGUGAAACAGUGCCGACCGGAUACCGAUAUGAAGAAGUUGUGCAGAAUCAUCACCCACACACGGAGUUUCAAGGAUGAGGAUUUGUUGCUGAGUCCGAAGGAUCAUCCGGAGCUAAAGUUGAAGGAUAUCGUAGAGAUUUACCAUCCGGAGGACGAUGGCGUUCGUUUGUUGCUGCAGGUCACUUGCCUCACGGAAGAUCUGAUGAGCAGAGAGACGAUCAGUGUUGAAGCGAAUGUGGCGGUUGCUUUCAAUCUGAAACCAUAUAAAGAUGUGUACAUGCGGAAGAUGGAUCCCACUGAGGUUGCUUUGGACUCGGUGGAGAUUACAUUCAAGGAUCAGUAUAUGGGUCGUUCGGAGAUGUGGAGAUUGAAGACUUAUCUGACGAAUACUUGUGUAUAUUUGAACAAGAAAAUUGAAUACUGCGAGAACUGCAUCCGAUGUCAGGUGUAUGAAAUGUGGUCCCAGGGCGAUCGGGUGACAUGUGGAGUGAUUACGGAGGACACGAAGGUGGUUUUCAGAAGUAACACUUCAAUGGUUUAUCUGUUUAUACAGAUGUCGUCGGAGAUGUGGGAUUUUGAUAUACACGGAGAUUUGUAUUUUGAAAAAGCGGUGAAUGGAUUCCUGGCGGAUUUGUAUACUAAGUGGAAAAAGCUUGGUAGUAAUCAUGAGGUAACGAUUGUAAUGUUUUCAAGGACAUUCUAUGCGGCUAAGGGUCUGGAUGAAUUUCCGCCGCAUAUGAGAGAUUGUCUUCAGAUGGAUUAUAAAGGUCGGUUCUACGAGGAUUUCUAUCGCGUAGCGAUUCAAAAUGAGCGAUGUGAUGACUGGAGCUCUACACUGGUUCAAUUGAGACGACUGUUCACUGGCUAUCGAAAUGUUGUGUUGAAGUACCACGAGCGACCAGAUAUGGAAAUGAAAAUUCCUCUGGCAGCAAAUUCUACUGCAGCACAAGGAAACUUCCUUGAAGUGCUGAACAUUUCGCUGAACGUCUUCGAGAAGCAUUACCUGGAUAGAAGUUUCGAUCGGACGGGGCAGCUUUCGGUUGUCAUUACACCUGGAGUAGGAGUUUUUGAAGUAGAUCGGGAGCUCACAAACAUCACAAAGCAACGAAUCAUUGACAAUGGUGUUGGAAGCGAUUUGGUGUGUGUCGGAGAACAACCUCUCCAUGCAGUGCCGUUGUUGAAAUUCCAUAACAAAGAUUCACUCACAUCGAUCGAUGAUUAUUCGAUGCCCCAUUGGAUUAACCUCAGUUUCUAUUCCACCAACAAAACGGGUGGUUACUCGUCUUUCAUACCUCGAAUCAAACCACCACCAAUUGCUUCCGAAUCGACACUUAGUGAACAUCCGGACGCAUUUCAACUGCAACUUCCUAAGAAGGAAAGCAAAAAUGAAUACAUUCACAACUGUCUGUUCGACUAUGAUGCCUACGACGAUCAAAUAUUUCAAAUGCCUUCAGUGCAUGGAACGUGCUCGCUGCAGCGAGUUGCCAGAACGAAGAAAACCUCCGUUCCUAGCCUGGACAAUUUCGGUACAUAUGGCAACAAUCGCGAGUGGGAUAACAUUUCGUUUCCUGCAGAACUGCGUAGGAAAAUGUCCGACCCGGAUAUCCAUCACAAUACGGCCAACAUGUUGAAUUUGAGUCUGACAUCGCACAAUAGUUCACCGAGUACGACGGAGAAGAUAAACGAAAAGAAUGGCAAUCGAGGUUUUGGUUCGACCAGUGGACCGAUCGUUCGGACAGGAAGAGCGUUAAUCAACCCAUUUGAUCCGUCCCACGUGACAAUCAAAUUGACUUCUAACAGGAGACGUUGGACACACAUCUUUCCAAAGGGCCCUCAAGGGGUACUCAUCCAACAGCAUCACUAUCAAGCAGUGCCAGCCACUACCAAGAACACGAAUUACACCGCCUUCGACUUGGACACGAGUAGUGAGUACGCACAUACUUCCACUUGCACUUGGGGUCGAGGAAGGCAUGGGAGCAAUGCGUCAUUCGAUAGCCGUCUGAAUGAUGAAGACUUGAAAUGGAUUUCGGAUAAUAAAGGAAACCGACGGAAGUCAGGGCUGCAUUCAGCUGCCGGGCCAACGGUAACUGUGACUCCAUCGAAAAGCCUAACAUUGCUGUGGGGUGUUACUGGCGAACAGGAAUGGACUCCUUCCCUUACCACAGGCGUCGAUUGGAAAUCGUUGACUAUCCCAGCAUGCUUACCUAUAACGACGGACUAUUUUCCGGACAAACGAUCGCUACAUAACGAUUACGUUGUUUCGGACUAUACUCUACUGCCUGACGAUGUGAACGCCGAAUUCGCCCAAAAUCGUGCAAUUUACAAGAAGCCACUGUCUACGGAUGAAGUGUUUAGGGAGUUGGUUUCCCAGCGACUGGCUCAGGGUUUCCAACUGAUUGUUUUACCCGACAAAUCAACAACGAAUCCACAGCAAGCUCCAUGCUGCGGAGGUCAACUACAGACCUCUUUUCAAUCCAGUGUCCUCAGAAUGCGUCCCCCGCAGGAACCAUCUCAAGAAUAUCUGUUGUCUAUUGGACGAAUAUUUCAUCGCAUAUCGCUGAGUGGUUCCAUCAUAACGGUUACCAGAUAUCGACCGAGACAUCCCUAUCCACCGAUUAAUGUCGACUACCGAUAUCGAUUCCAUGCACCGCAGCACGACACCUACGAGGUAUCCGGAGUCAAUUUUACCACCGAAAAGCUGGAAAACUUCAACUGGAACUACAUGGACCAAUAUAUUUGCACCCGUGGCGACACUGAUUUCCAACUACUGGAGAGUAUGAAAUACUGGCGCUAUCGAGUUUACCUUCUCCCUCGGGAAGACCCAGCCAUGAAGAAAAUCUUGGAAGGUACCGCUAAGCGCUGUGAUAUCUACACCGACAAUAAACCAUUCCUGUCGGAAAAGCACAUCUGCAAUGAGUUUGUUCGGUUUGUGGAAUUACAUUUAAACAAAAUCAAAAAGGUUACCGCCAAAAAACCGAGGGGAAGUCCACAUCAAACCCACCUGACCAGAAGACGACACAGCACCAGCAUAAUCUCCCGGCCACCACCUAAUCAGCACGGCGUUAUCACUAAAAUGUAUUAUAUUGGUAGUGGAUAUGGUAGUGCUAACUGCUUGUAUCAAGAACGCAAUAAUGUCAGUAAUGGUAUCAGCAUGCUAACUCGUUCCGGCUCGAAAGUACUGGACAAAGCGAACAUCCAGGCUGCAGCAGCGGCAGCAGCCAAUCAACUCAAUUCGACUGGUGGUAAAACCACGGUUGAUGGCAUUCCCCUUUCGACGCUGAAUUCGGCAGCCGAGCAGGGCCUGCCGGAGGAUAGUGAUGAUUUUUGUACGGAAAGUAGCAAGCUCAAACCGACGGCCACGCUGCAGGAAAUUUUCGAUGCUUUCAAGAACCCCAUCCAGGGAGUGGGUUUCCUCGGUUCAGCACCCAGUAUGCCAUCGUGCACAUUUGUGUCGUACGACGCACUCACCUGGUUGCAAAGUCACAUCGAGGGUCCGUGCAAUCCCAUUGAAAUCCUCGAAGAUAUGCAAAGAGCUCGCAUGAUCUGCCAUGCCUCGGGGGAAUACUCGAAACCUGUCGUUCCCGGGUUUAACCUGUACUACAUUAUGCAGCAAGACAAGGAAUCUCGUGAAUACCUGCCACCUCUCGGUGAUUUGGAAGCGUUUGAAAACGAAUGGAUGGAAGUGGAAAUACAUCACCCGGAUUUGCAGAAACCAAUUGACCCAGUAGAUAUUGGCGUGCCGGCAUUUCUACGCGAGGCAAUAGAUUUUAACGAAGAAUUUGUCGAUCGUCCUCUCUACAAGCAAACUCAUCUUGAUAUUGACGUUAACAAUAAAUCCGACCGGAUAGAAUGGGGUCAUGCGCGAUAUCAUCAGAAAAUGAUUCCAGGGCAUGCGUUCGAAGUCGUAGUCCAGUGGAUCACAGCUUCCGGACCGAUUGUAAGCGAUUUGAUCAGUGGGUGGUCUCGAAGAGCGCAAGGAUGUGGUUUCCAACUAGUCUCGAUUCCUGCCGAUCCCCUUGCAGAACCCUUCACGGAGAAAAGUGACCCAUUGAGGGGUCCCAUUUUUAUUCCUUUAGAUAUCGAAUGCUUAAAUCAGCAUAGGAAUUUCCUGUUCGAAGAAUUCAAGAAAGAUACAUGGCCAAAACGAUUGCUGCUGUUCCAGGAAGCUAUUGUAGCCAGAUUCGGUUUCAUGAGGUGUGCUGUUGAAACGAAAACCGGAUCCAAUCAAGUCUCCCUAGAUUAUCAGUACGUCCACUGCACUGGAAAUAUGUUUAUUCUGGUUCCAAACUCGAACCAAGGACUGAAAUCACGCCAAAGACUGGCUUCCGGAGGAAGCACGAUGAAAAAACCAACGAACUUCAUCAAUCGCUACUCAGCUUCCUACGAGUCGCAGAUGCAGAACAAUAUCUCGUCUGCUGCACACGAAGCGUACAUCACUCGCCAUGUGACCGGAAGUAAAACCAAAGAUGACUGUGAUGCGAUCCGGAAGACGGGUUUUCUCUGGUCCUGGAACCACAUGAUACCGAACAAGAAGUGGAAAUCGCUGGCGAUUGCCCAAUCGGAGGAGCUCUUUCAGCUGCGCAUGCUACGAGACUUUAAAGACUUCUGCUCGAAUAGGGAACAAAGACUGGUUACCUUUUGGGAUGAAUGCUGGGAGGCGAAGGUGAAAUCGUCGAUGGCGCGAACCUAAGCCGAGCGGAGAUUGGAAGCGUAUGCGGUGAUAUUUGUAAGUAAAAUUGUUUUGUUUGUUUUCUGUCGAAUUUUAUUUACCUGAAUCGAGGAAAAUCUGUACAAAUUACCGUUAAAAGCGACCUCUUCGCGUUGUUCUGUUCGUUAUUUGAUUUCAUAUUCUUAUACAAAAAUAUAUAAAGCUUAGUCGUAUCGUCGUCUACAGCUACUAAAUUCGGAAAAAAAAUGUUUCUAGUUAUUGAAAGAAACUUCCUUGAUCUAAUUUAAAGCGUCACACAUUUAUUAUACAAAAUGUUUUCAUAAAAUUUAUUUAAGCUUAGAACUGCAGUCGCAGUUUAAGAUAGUCGAUCAGUAGAUUUCACACGCUCAAAACAGAUGCGUGUGUGUUGAAAUAUUUUUAUUGUGAUCGAACACAUCCUUCGAAUAGUUUUGAACUUUGGUAUCACAAAGGUGUAAAAUGUAGUUUUUUUGAUCACAAAAUUCGUUGCUGUUUGUGUUGAUACUGUAUUCAAUGCUUUCGUUGUAUGUUUAUCGUUAUUUUUCGGCACCUUUCCAUACAUCAUCUACGCAAGCUUUGUUGAAGUUGUUUUUAUCAACUCUUAUGAGGCCAGCAUGGUGGCUCUUGUUUCAUAGAGUCACGAUCAUAAAACUAGUAAGCACGUUAUCGAACAUAACAACAGAGCAGUAGGUAGGAGUUUAUUUUCUGAGUUUAAAUUUUAGCACAUCGAGCAUCAUAGAAAAUAAAAACGACAAUGGAUCAAUGAAAAUGGUAAGGUUUUGACAACUUUUGGUGCUACUGUAUAUGGACGAUCGAAUGUAAAAUACUGUGGUAACCACAGCAUAUAGUUCUGUCAAAAUCGCAGCAUUUUCAUUGAUCCGUUGUGAGAAGUCAAACCGUAGAACAUUGAUAGGGUAAUUGAUCAAGGGAUCAUUGUGU
This is a messenger RNA of Ochlerotatus camptorhynchus, 5985 nucleotides long. It is a transcript of the gene Iml1, whose product is annotated as GATOR complex protein Iml1. The transcript is spliced from 12 exons. Gene Ontology annotation, cellular component: GATOR1 complex; lysosomal membrane. Gene Ontology annotation, molecular function: GTPase activator activity. The record is from RefSeq and is a predicted model, not a curated record. Bases 319 to 5049 code for a protein of 1576 amino acids. NCBI's taxonomy places the organism in Eukaryota, Metazoa, Arthropoda, Insecta, Diptera, Culicidae. Gene Ontology annotation, biological process: cellular response to amino acid starvation; negative regulation of TORC1 signaling; positive regulation of autophagy.